This is a messenger RNA of Dreissena polymorpha, 2619 nucleotides long. RefSeq names its product heat shock 70 kDa protein 12A-like. Lineage: Eukaryota; Metazoa; Mollusca; Bivalvia; Myida; Dreissenidae. The coding region runs from base 123 to 1862 and encodes 579 amino acids. The transcript is spliced from 7 exons. The record is from RefSeq and is a predicted model, not a curated record. Gene Ontology annotation, molecular function: ATP-dependent protein folding chaperone; ATP binding.
CUACAUAAUGUGUAUACGUUUAACCGUCAACUCACUUGAAGUGUACUUAUCGAUAACCCAUUCACGAAAAACACGUAUAUGAGUGGAGUAGUUUAAGACUAUUUACCGUCACAAAGGACAGGAUGGCAACAGUAAGCGCCAAAAAGAAUAUGAUAAUGGUAGCAGCCAUUGAUUUUGGCACAACAUACAGUGGAUAUGCAUACUCUUUUAAAGAUCACUACAAUAAAGAUCCUACAAAGAUGUAUAUCAAUCAAGGCUGGGUUGCUGGCGGCACGCCGAUUAUCUCAUAUAAAGCCCCAACUGUUGCGUUAUUUGAUAAGAAUAAGAAGUUUAAGAGUUUCGGGUACGAGGCUGAGGACGCCUACUCGGAACUCGCCGAAGAUAACGAGCACCAGGACUGGUACUACUUCUCCAGGUUCAAAAUGAGGCUUCACAAUGAAAAGGUCCACAGAGAAAUGCAAAUUCAAGACGACAAAGGGAAAGCGCUUCCAGCUAUUGACGUGUUUGGCAAAGUAAUCUGGUAUUUGAAAGACCAUCUGAUGAAGGCGAUGAAAAAGAAAAAUAAUGUGGAAAAUAAGGAUAUACACUGGAUAAUUACAGUGCCCGCUAUCUGGACAGACUCUUCCAAACAGUUCAUGAGAGAAGCUGCGUACAAAGCGGACAUAGCCGGUUCUCAGUUGACGAUAGCCCUGGAGCCGGAAGCCGCCUCACUCUACUGUCAGUAUCUGUCGUCGGAAACACUCCACGGCGAAUUGUUCAACACAGAAAGUACCGGUUCCAAAUAUAUGGUGAUUGAUCUUGGAGGUGGUACCGCAGAUAUUACAGUACACGAGAGACAGAGCGGUGGAAAGUUAAAAGAAUUAUACAAAGCAAGCGGGGGAGCUUGGGGUGGAACCAAGGUGGAUGAGGAAUUUAGGAAAAUGCUUAUCAGACUUGUUGGUGGUCCUGUUUUUGACAAGUUUUGUCAUGGCCAUCGAGGGGAUUACCUGCAUCUAAUGCGCCAGCUAGAAAUGAAAAAGCGAACGAUUAAGCCAGAAACAUCCGGUAAAAUAAGAAUGAAAGUUCCUGUAGUGCUAGCAGAAUUGUAUACUGAAGAAACAGGGGAAUCAACUGAAGAUGCUAUCAAAGGGUCGCCGUUUGACGGAAAACUCACUUGGCGUACAGAUAAAAUGCGGCUCGAUUCUACGAUUUUCAAAAGUUUCUUUAAAGAAUGUAUUGACAAAAUUGUUCACCACAUUCGCGAUUUACUAAGCAAGCCCGAGGUUAAUGGAACAAGCAUGCUGUUAAUGGUCGGUGGAUUUUCAGAAUCGGAAAUGAUGCAAGAUGCUAUAACGAACGCGUUCAAAAAUUGCAGAGUCAUUAUUCCGGACGAAGCCGAAUUAUGCGUUAUGAAAGGAGCCGUAAUAUUCGGCCAUCGCCCCAUAGCGAUCACGUCCCGCGUAUCACGUUACACUUACGGCGUUAACAUAUCACCACCCUUCGACCCUAGUUCCCACCCAGAGUCGCACAAAGUAACCGUUGGAAGGAGAGAACGGUGUCAAAAUGUGUUCAAUCCUUAUAUUCACGAAGGCGAAAAAAUAGAUGUGGGUAAAGAGAUAGUGCGACGUCAUAUUACCCUCAAUACGCACCAGACGGAAAUGCUGCUAAAUAUUUACGCGUCUCCAAAGAAAACGCCGCAAUUUGUUGACGAACCGGAAGUGGAGCUUCUUGGACAAGUCACAGUCCAGCUUCCAGACAGUGAUGAGCUGAUAAAGGUCGAAGUGAAGAUGAUAUUCGGAGAGACGGAACUACGCGUGGAGGCAAAUGAAAUGUCAGCAAAUCAAAAUAAUAAGACCUAUACUUCCUUUUUUGACUUCCUCUGACAAUAGCUACCUUCUGUUUAAGUGUAUUAUAUUAUGUUUUAUAUACUGUAUCGUUCCUAAAUGACUAUAACUGUUUAAUAGCAGAACUUGGAACUUUGUACCCUUACCAGAGAUGACUUCUUUUUGUGAUUAAUAUUAAUUUGUUAUGCUGCCUUUUGAAAUGAGAAUUUACCUCACGCGCCCUUUAAGAGAUUAUUAUAUUUCUAUGUAAAUAUAGGAAACUCAUUUGGGUCAUCAGUGACAUGUUUAAAACUUAGAUGUUUCUUUCCGUUUGAGCAUAAGGAAACUCGUUUUAUUAAACUGAGAUGAGGGGUCACUGUGCUUAUACAAAUAGUACUUGAAUGUUGCUGGUUUUCAUUUAGUUGAAGUUUCAUCGAGCCUUUGUAAUUGUGCAUUAUCUUCUUGGAAGAUCCGAGUAUUGCCUGGCAAAUGCUUGACAAACGCAGGUCUAAGAUCUAUAUGUAUAUAAUGUCUCACUUCUAAGAAUGCAUGAUUUCAUCGAUAAAUGGUUUAGUUCUAACAGAAGUGUAAUAAGUAUAUUUCCAUAACGUCAAACAAGUACAAAUUCUUAACCUGACUGCUCGAGAAGAGCCCAAAUACUAGGCUUGCCACUUUUCACUGGCCUCACUCCAAACUUGUAAAUGCUAAUCAGUUUUGAAAUGCAUAAUAAAUUUGUCAGUUUAUUCCAUAAUUCUGCAUUUUUGUUCAUCGUAUAAUGUAACUUAGUCCUAUAUAAAUACAACGUCGUCCCAAUGUU